AUGGCGGGGGCACGCCCUGCUCCGCCAGGUCCUGCGGAGCGCUCCAAGCUGUGUUCCUCCAAGGAGUCGUACGAGGAGCCCAAUGUCCCCCGCAGGAUCAAGCAGCUGCGCUUCAGCCUCAUGUCCCCCAGCGAGAUCAUCCAAACCUCAGAGAUGCAUGUGUACGAGAGGGCUCUCUACAAGAUGCCGGAGCGCCGGCCGCAGCCCAAUGGGGUGCUGGAUGGGCGUCUGGGCGUGAGCAACAAGCGCGCCAUCUGCGAGACGUGCGGCCAGCACCUGAGCGACUGCACGGGGCACUUUGGCUACAUCAAGCUGGAGCUGCCCGUGUUCCACAUCGGGUACCUGAAGAACACGGUGCAGAUCCUGCAGUGCGUCUGCAAGACCUGCUCCCGCGUGCUGCUGCCGGCGGGGGAGCGCAGCGCCUUCCUGCGCCGCUUCCGCUCGCUGCGCACGGAGCGCGUGCAGCGCGAGGCCGUCUUCAAACGCGUCCUGGACCGAUGCAAGCGCACCAAGCUCUGCCCCCACUGCGGCGCGGAAAACGGCGUGGUGAAGAAGGUCACGGGGACGCUCAAGAUCAUCCACGACCCUUUCACCCGGAACAAGGGGCGGGCUGACGUCAUCCAAGACGACCUGGCCAUGGCCUGCCAGUACAACGACCAGCUGCGUGGCAACCUAGCCAGAGUCAUGGACGACCUCAACCCCCUGCGCGUGCGCCAGCUCUUCACUAAUAUUCCACAAGCCGAUCUGGAGCUGCUGGACGUGGCCGGCCGCCCCGAGGACCUGCUCAUCUCCGCGGUUCCCGUCCCCCCCGUCUGCAUCCGCCCCUCCGUGGAGAUGGACGCCGGGGCGGGGUCCAACGAGGACGACAUCACCAUGCGCCUGGCCAACAUCGUGGAGACCAACGCCACGCUGCGCCAGGACCUGGCCGCCGGCGCCCCCGCCUCCAACCUGAUGGAGCACUGGGACUACCUCCAGUUCCUCUGCGCCACGGUGAUCAACAGCGACCUCCCCGGCCUCAGCGCAAUGUACCAGACCGGGGGGGCCAAGCCAACGCGGGGCCUGGUCCAGCGGCUGAAGGGCAAGCAGGGGCGGUUCCGGGGGAACCUGUCGGGCAAGCGCGUCGACUUCUCCGGACGCACCGUCAUCUCCCCGGACCCCAACCUGCGAGUCAGCGAGGUGUGCGUGCCUCGCCUCAUGGCCCUGACCCUGACCUACCCGGAGCGCGUGACAGCGCACAACAUGGAGAAACUGAAGCAGCGGGUGCUGGCGGGGGCGUCGCACUGGCCGGGGGCCUCCUUCGUCAUCUUCCCCAAUGGCGACAAGGUCUUCCUCAGGUUCGGGGACCGGCGGCGCAUCGCCUCCGAGCUCAAGAUCGGGGACAUUGUGGAGAGGCACCUCGAAGACGGCGACAUCGUGCUGUUCAAUCGCCAGCCGUCGCUGCAUCGCAUGUCCAUCAUGGCGCACCGGGCCAGGGUCAUGCCGUGGCGGACGCUGCGCUUCAACGAGUGUGUGUGCUCACCCUACAAUGCCGACUUUGACGGGGAUGAGAUGAACAUCCACGUGCCGCAGACGGAGGAGGCCCGGGCGGAGGCGCUGCAGCUGAUGGGGGUGGUGAACAACCUGUGCACGCCCAAGAACGGGGAGAUCCUGGUGGCAGCAACCCAGGAUUUUCUGACCUCGGCCUACCUGCUCACGUCCAAGGACAAGUUCUUCACCCGCCCCAAGCUGGCGCAGGCACUGGCGUACCUCACGGACAAUCGCCAGGACAUAGAGCUUCCCCCUCCCGCAAUCGUGAAGCCGCUGGAGCUGUGGACCGGGAAGCAGGUCUUCACCAUGCUCCUGCGCCCCAACUCCCGAGUCAAGCUGUUUGUGAGCCUGGAGACGGCGGAGAAGAUCUACACCAAGCAGGGCCAGCACAUGUGCCCCGCGGACGGCUACGUCUGCUUCCACAACUCCCACCUCAUCUGUGGCCGCCUGGGCAAGGUGACGCUGGGCGGCGGCAACAAGGCCGGUCUCUUCCAGGUGCUCAUGGCCGACUACUCAGCAGCCGUCGCCGCAGAGGCCAUGUCACGCCUGGCCAAGCUGUCGGCGCGCUUCAUCGGCGACCAGGGCUUCUCCAUCGGCAUCGACGACGUGACCCCGGCGCCGGAGCUGCAGCGCGCCAAGGCCGCCACGCUGGCCGCGGGUUACGGGCAGUGCGACGACUUCAUCGCUGCCUACGGCCGGGGGAAGCUGGCGCUGCAGCCGGGGUGCAACGCAGAGGAGUCGCUGGAGGCCUCGGUGACCGGGGUAUUGAACAACAUCCGGGAGCAGGCCGCCAAGGUGUGUAUGGCGUCGCUGCACCCCCUGAACUCCCCCCUCAUCAUGAGCCAGUGUGGGUCCAAGGGCUCCCCCAUCAACAUCGCCCAGAUGGUGGCCUGCGUGGGGCAGCAGUCGGUGGGCGGCAAGCGCACGCCCAACGGCUUCACCGACCGCUCGCUGCCCCACUUCCCGCGCGGCGACUGCACGCCGGCGGGCAAGGGCUUCGUGGCCAACUCCUUCUACUCGGGCCUCACCCCCACCGAGUUCUUCUUCCACACCAUGGCGGGGCGGGAGGGGCUGGUGGACACUGCGGUGAAGACCGCCGAGACGGGGUACAUGUCGCGCCGGCUGAUGAAGGCGCUGGAGGACCUGUACGCGCACUACGACGGCACCGUGCGCAAUGCCGCGGGCGGCGUGGUGCAGCUGCAGUACGGAGAGGACGGCAUGGACCCUGUGGGCAUGGAAGGAAAGGACGGCGAGCCCGUGGCGUUCCAGCGCGUCCUGGCCCUGAUCAAGGCCACGGGCGCCGGCGCCGCUGGGCGAGCGGGAGGAGCGGGGAUGAUGGCCAGCAGCGCGGCCAGCGGGGGCGUGGCCAGCGUCGUGCAGGCAAGCAGCGGGGGUGCCCAUGACGGUGCACAGCGGGACGCCAGCGAGGCAGCGACGGGCGAGGCCGAGCGAGACGCGAGCGCAGCUGCCCAGGGCACGGGCCAUGGCGCGACCCAUGACGCGACCGGCUCCCCCCGCAGGCCUCGGGAAGGUGGCGAAGGGGCGGCAAAGGAAGAAAUCGCCGCGCCCGGCGCGCGCCUCUCCACGCAGGCCUGCCCGCUCCCCGCGGAGCUGGAGGCGGCGGUGGCGCAGGUGCUGGGCCAAGGCACCUUUGGCGAGGGCUCCCCCUUCUCCAGCGCCGCCUUCCGCGACCGGCUGGCGACCUUCCUCGCCGAGCAGGUCGCUGCGCUGCGCGCCGCGCGGGCACGCCUGGGCCUGCCCGCCGACGCGCGGGGUGCCGGCCACCUGGAGCACCUCGUGCGCGUGCAGGCGCUGACGCGCGAGGCGCUGGCAGGGUUCGUGGCGCAGUGCGCCGCGCGCUACGAGCGCAAGCGCAUCGAGCCCGGGGCGACGGUCGGGGCCUUUGGCGCGCAGAGCAUCGGCGAGCCUGGCACGCAGAUGACGCUCAAAACGUUCCACUUUGCCGGCGUCGCGUCCAUGAACGUGACGCUGGGAGUCCCGCGGCUCAAGGAGAUCAUCAACGCGGCCAAGAACAUCUCCACGCCGCUGAUGCAGGUCGCUUUAUCGGUGGACGGCUCGGAGCAGGCGGCGCGGAUCGUGAAGGGGCGCCUGGAGCGCACGCGCCUCGGCGGAGUGGCCGCCUCCAUCCGCAUCAUGCUCAAGCCCAGCGGGAGCCAUGUCCAGGUGCGUCUGGACAUGGAGAACAUCCACAAGCUGCAGCUGGGCCUCAAUGCCUCCACCGUGAAGCUGGCCCUGAUGGAGGCGCCCAAACUCAAGCUGAAGGCCGAGCACAUCCUCACGCUCGGUGAGGACCAGCUGGAGGUGCGGCCGCCGCUGGAGCCGGCUCGGGUGCCCGUCCUCUUCCAGCUGCAGACGCUGGAGAAUGCGCUGCCCGGGGUCAUCGUGAGGGGCAUCCCCACGGUGGAGCGCGCCGUGAUCAACAAGAAGCAGGGCGGCGGCUUCAAUCUGCUCGUGGAGGGCACCAACCUCGCGGCGGUGAUGGGCACGCCCGGCGUGGCGGGGCUGGCGACGCGGAGCAACCACGUGGCGGAGGUGGUGGCGACGCUGGGCAUCGAGGCCGCGCGCGCCACGGUGAUGGAGGAGAUCGCCUACACCAUGGGGCAGCACGGCAUGGCCAUCGACGCGCGACACACCAUGCUUCUGGCCGACUGCAUGACGGCGCGGGGGGAGGUGCUGGGCAUCACGCGCUUCGGCAUCGCCAAGAUGAAGGACUCGGUCCUCAUGCUGGCCAGCUUUGAGAAGACCACCGACCACCUGUUUGACGCCGCGCUGCACGGCCGCGUGGACGACAUCACGGGCGUGAGCGAGUCCAUCAUCAUGGGCAUCCCCAUGCCCACCGGCACGGGGCUCAUGAAGGUCCUGCAGCGCGCGCCGCCGGGGAAGGUCCUCGCCCGCAGGCCGGCACCGCUGCUGGCAUGA
Molecule: messenger RNA, 4467 nt
Organism: Auxenochlorella protothecoides
Lineage: Eukaryota; Viridiplantae; Chlorophyta; Trebouxiophyceae; Chlorellales; Chlorellaceae
Product: DNA-directed RNA polymerase III subunit rpc1
Exons: 17
Coding region: 1-4467 (1488 amino acids)
Biological process (GO): DNA-templated transcription
Molecular function (GO): DNA-directed RNA polymerase activity; DNA binding
Source: RefSeq, a predicted model, not a curated record